Pelmatolapia mariae (spotted tilapia) is the source of this 3519-nucleotide messenger RNA. RefSeq names its product phospholipid-transporting ATPase ID-like. Lineage: Eukaryota; Metazoa; Chordata; Actinopteri; Cichliformes; Cichlidae. Gene Ontology annotation, cellular component: trans-Golgi network; plasma membrane. Gene Ontology annotation, molecular function: ATP binding; magnesium ion binding; ATP hydrolysis activity. The transcript is spliced from 26 exons. The coding region runs from base 346 to 3519 and encodes 1057 amino acids. Gene Ontology annotation, biological process: Golgi organization; phospholipid translocation. The record is from RefSeq and is a predicted model, not a curated record.
AGACGUUUAAGAGCUAAUGACAGAUCUUUCAAUUUAUCUCAUGGCUAUGCUAACAAUGCCAUCAGGACCUCCAAAUACAACAUCUUCACCUUCCUGCCGCUUAAUUUAUUUGAGCAGUUCAGAAGACUCGCUAAUGCCUACUUCCUCUUCCUUCUUAUCCUUCAGUUAAUCCCACAAAUCUCCUCUUUGUCGUGGUUCACCACAGCCGUCCCUUUGGUUUUUGUGCUGUCUAUAUCGGCAGUCAAGGAUGCCAAUGAUGACAUAAACAGACACAAAUGUGACAGACAAGUGAAUAACCGAAAGGUGGACGUCCUCGUGGAUGGCCAACUAAAAAAUGAAAAAUGGAUGAAUGUUCAGGUUGGGGACAUAGUCAAACUGGAGAAUAAUGAGUUUGUCACAGCAGACCUUCUGUUGCUGUCUAGCAGUGAGCCCCUUAAUUUAGUUUAUGUGGAAACAGCUGAAUUAGAUGGAGAAACUAAUCUGAAGGUAAAACAGGCUCUGACUGCAACCGGAGAGUUGGGAGACAACAUUGAGGCAUUGGCUGCCUUUAAUGGUGAAGUGCGAUGUGAACCUCCCAACAACCGUCUGGACAAGUUCAAAGGGACCCUGACAGUGAACAAUGACAUCUAUGCUUUGGACAAUGACAAAAUGCUGCUCAGAGGCUGCACUCUCAGGAACACUGAGUGGUGCUUCGGUUUGGUAAUUUUUGGAGGUCCUGACACUAAGCUGAUGCAGAACAGCGGAAAGUCAGUAUUCAAACGGACCAGCAUUGAUCACCUGAUGAAUAUCCUUGUGCUGUGUAUCUUCGGUUUCCUGGCAUUUAUCUGUGCCAUUAUGGCCAUUUUAAAUGCAUUCUGGGAAGCAAACGAGGGCUCUUUGUUCACUGUGUUUCUUCCUCGCGAAGAGGGCAUUGAUGCUCAUCUCUCAUCAUUCCUCACCUUCUGGUCUUAUGUCAUCGUUCUUAACACAGUGGUACCAAUUUCUCUCUACGUCAGCGUGGAAGUCAUUCGUCUGGGAAACAGCUUCUUCAUAGACUGGGACAGGAAGAUGUACUAUCCUAAGAAAGAUACUCCAGCUCAGGCAAGAACCACCACACUCAGUGAGGAGCUAGGCCAGAUUAAAUACAUCUUCAGUGACAAGACUGGCACUCUGACACAGAACAUCAUGACUUUCAACAAGUGCUCCAUUAAUGGAAAAGCUUACGGGGACCUCUAUGAUUUCUCUGGACAAAGAGUGGAAAUUACAGAGAGGACAGAAAGAGUGGACUUCUCCUGGAACAAUCUGGCUGAUCCAAAGUUCAGCUUUCAUGACCACAGUCUGGUGGAGAUGGUGAGAAGUGGAAACCCUGAGACUCAGGAGUUCUUCCGCUUGCUAUCCCUGUGUCACACUGUCAUGCCUGAGGAAAAGAAAGAGGGAGAGCUCAAUUAUCAGGCUCAGUCACCUGAUGAAGGCGCUCUGGUAACUGCUGCAAGAAACUUUGGAUUUGUGUUCCGAUCACGCACACCAGAAACCAUCACAGUCGUAGAGAUGGGCAGACAAGUCAUCUAUGAACUUCUGGCUGUUCUGGACUUCAAUAAUGUGAGGAAGAGGAUGUCAGUGAUAGUGCGUGGCCCAGAGGGGAAGUUGACUCUAUACUGCAAAGGUGCAGACACCAUCAUCUUGGAAAGAUUGGACCCCUCCUGUAACAAACUGAUGAAGCUGACCACAAAUCACCUCAAUGAGUAUGCAGGUGAUGGCCUCCGUACACUGGCUUUGGCCUACAAGGAUUUAGAUGAGAGCUACAUGAAAGAUUGGGCACAGCGCCACCAUGAGGCCAGCAUCGCCAUGGAGGGACGUGAAGAAAAACUUGAUGAGCUUUAUGAAGAGAUAGAGAAAGAUAUGAUGUUGUUGGGAGCGACAGCUGUGGAGGACAAGUUGCAAGAUGGUGUGCCACAGACCAUUGAGCAACUGGCUAAAGCUGACAUCAAAAUAUGGGUGUUAACUGGAGAUAAGCAAGAGACAGCAGAAAACAUUGGCUAUUCCUGUAACAUGCUAAGAGAGGAGAUGAAGGACAUCUUCUUUGUUUCAGCAAACACUGCUGAAGGAGUCAAAGAGGAGCUACUGAAUGCUCGAAGGAAAAUGUGUCCAGAAGCAGCAGAGGAGCCAUCUGUGACUACAUCCCGCGGAGGCCUGUUUUGGGUUGAGAAAAUGGAGACUGUGCAGGAUGAGAAGGUGGAUGGAGAAUAUGGCCUAAUUAUAAAUGGACACAGUUUGGCCUUUGCACUGGAGAAGAACUUGAGGUUGGAGCUGCUGAGGACAGCAUGCAUGUGUCAGACAGUGAUUUGCUGCAGGGUCACUCCUUUGCAGAAGGCCCAAGUGGUUCAGCUGGUCAAGAAAUACAAGCAGGCUGUCACUCUUGCCAUUGGGGAUGGAGCCAAUGAUGUCAGCAUGAUAAAGGCUGCUCAUAUUGGUGUAGGUAUCAGUGGACAGGAAGGCAUGCAGGCAGUUCUGUCCAGUGACUAUUCCUUUGCCCAGUUCCGUUACCUUCAGCGCCUCCUGCUGGUGCAUGGCCGCUGGUCCUACAUCCGCAUGUGCAAGUUCCUUGGAUAUUUCUUUUACAAGAACUUCACUUUUACCCUUGUGCAUUUCUGGUACGCCUUCUUUUGCGGUUUCUCAGCACAGACUGUGUAUGACGAGUGGUUCAUCACCUUCUACAACACAAUUUACACAGCUCUUCCUGUCCUCGGCUUGAGCCUCUUUGAACAGGAUGUAAAUGAUCGCUGGAGUUUACAGCACCCUCAGCUCUACGCUCCAGGCCAGAAGAACCAAUACUUCAAUAAGAAAGCUUUUGUGAGGUGUGUGAUGCACAGCUGCUACAGUUCCUUGAUCCUCUUCUUUAUUCCCUGGGCUUCCAUGCAUGACACAGUCAGAGAUGACGGAAAAGACAUUGCCGACUAUCAGUCGUUUGCUUUACUGGCACAGACCUGCCUGCUUAUUGUGGUGUUCGCACAGCUGUUUCUUGACACCUAUUACUGGACAGCAAUAAACCAAUUAUUUGUGUGGGGAAGUAUUGCGGUCUACUUUGCCAUCACAUUCACCAUGUACAGCAGCGGCAUGUUUUUGAUCUUCACGUCUGCUUUCCCCUUCACUGGCACAGCAAGAAACUCUUUGAACCAGCCUAACAUAUGGCUCACCAUAUUCCUGAGUUCGCUCCUCUGUGUCCUGCCUGUGGUAGCAUUUCGUUUCAUUCUCAUACAGCUUCGUCCUACCAUCAAUGACGAGGUGAGAGCUAAGGCGCGAAAAGAGGCAUUGCCAGCACCUGCUCCUCGUCGCACACUGAAAAAGCGUGUCACCAGGCGGUCAGGCUAUGCUUUCUCACACUCUCAGGGCUAUGGUGCUCUGGUAAUGUCUCAAAAAUUCCUGCUGAAAGGACACAUGAGAAGGCUAGCUCUGUUUGACCACACAGAUUCUCCCAUGGUUCAAAAUCAGCCACAGCACUACCGCACUAUUACUGAGGAGUCAGAGUCACAGAGCCCAUAG